This is a messenger RNA of Lycium ferocissimum, 1653 nucleotides long. RefSeq lists its product as uncharacterized. The record is from RefSeq and is a predicted model, not a curated record. Gene Ontology annotation, molecular function: nucleic acid binding. Lineage: Eukaryota; Viridiplantae; Streptophyta; Magnoliopsida; Solanales; Solanaceae. The transcript has 4 exons. The coding region runs from base 1 to 1653 and encodes 550 amino acids.
AUGGUUCUUGGGGGUGAUUGGAUGAGGAGCCAUAGUCCAGUUUUAUUAGACUUUGUGAAGUACAAGGUGCAAGUGACUCACAAAAGGAAGAUGAUGGAACUGAGUGGCAUCUAUCAUCAAGCAGAACUAAAAAUUAUGAAUGCUACUAGUGUGAAACAGUUGCUAAUGAAGGGGCAUACUAUAUGGGCUCAUUUGUUUACAUUAUCAGCUGCCGAAGUACAAGAUGUGCAAGCAUACCUGGGGAAAUCAAUCAGCUUAUUCAGCAGUUCCCAGAUGUAUUUGCUGAACCGACCUCACUUCCUCCACCAAGAGAAAGUUAAAUAUUUUGGUCACAUUAUCACUGGUCAAGGAGUUUCUACUGAUCCAACAAAGAUAGAAGCAAUGACCAAAUGGCCUGUUCCUAAGUCACUCAAAUCAUUGAGAGGAUUCUUGGGGCUUACUGGUUACUACAGAAGAUUUUUAAGGAACUAUGGUAUAAUCAGUAGACCACUAACCAAUCUAUUGAAGAAAAAUGCUUUCAACUGGUCUAAAGAAGCUACUGGAUUAACCAAGCUAUUGGGAUUAGACUACGAGGUUCAGUACAAGAAAGGCACUGAGAACAGGGUAGCUGAUGCACUAUCAAGGAGACAAGAAGAUGAGGCAUAUUGCAAUGCAAUAACAACUGCAGAGCCUACUUGGAUGUUGGAGGUUUCCCAGAGCUAUGAAAUGGAUCCUACAACCUUGCAACUAGUGACAAAGUUAAUUACUGAUCCUACAAGUAAGCCUGGCUACGCUUUACAUCAAAGCAUAAUUAGAUACAAGGGAAAAAUCUAUGGGGGAAGAGCUACUGAUUUGAGAUUCAGAAUUUUCACUACAUUUCACACUUCUCCCUUGGGGGAUCACUCAGGACAACAGGGCACUUAUAGAAGAAUUGGUAUGGUUAUUUAUUGGCCUAAUUUGAAAAGGGACAUAAUUGCUUGGGUAUCUGCUUGUGAUGUUUAUCAAGGAAUAAAAACUGAGCAUGUGCAUUCUCCUGGACUCUUACAACCUCUACCUGUUCCUGAUCUUCUAUGGCAAGAUAUAGCCAUGGAUUUCAUAGAAGGACUUCCCUCUUCUGGUCAUAAUAAUUCUAUCUUGGUUGUUGUUGACAGAUUAACCAAGUAUGGUCACUUUCUACCCUUAAAACACCCCUAUAUUGCUAAAGAGGUGGCAGAUUUGUUCUUACAGGAGAUUUACAAGUUACAUGGCUUCCCAAGUCUAUUGUCUCUGACAAAGAUUCUAUUUUUACUAGCCAAUUCUGGCAACAACUAUUCAAAUCCAUGGGGACUAAACUCAACAUGUCUACUGCUUACCACCCUCAGUCUGAUGGUAGGUGUUUGUCUUGCUCAAAGACAGAGUCUUUUGCAACAAUUAAAGGACAAUCUACAUACAGCACAAGCCAGGAUAAAAUUUUUAGCAGAUAAAAAUAGGACUGACAGAGUUCUACAAGCAGGUGAUUGGGUAUAUUUGAAGCUCCAGCCCUAUAGGCAAGCUUAUGUGGCAAUUCGCAAGAAUCUUAAGUUGAGCGCUAAAUUCUAUGGUCUUUUUCAAAUAUUAGAGAAGAUCAGGUCAGUUGCUUACCAUUUGGAUCUUCCCGAUGGGUCGCAAAUCCACCCAGUGUUUCACGUUUCCUAA